AAAAUGUCACAGCUAUAUCCUUGCUAAAAAAUCAACAUUCUUAUUUUAUGGAUAAUAUGGAUCCGGAAAAUGAUUUAGCUAACUUUAUCAAUUCCAGAAGUUAUAUGCAGAACGAUAGAGAAUUACCUAAAGUUUCAAUAAUAAAAAAUGUCGACAACGAUGUCACUUAUCUUCUUUCAAAAUUAUCGGACGAAGAACUUAUAAAAUUGUUAAAUACCCAACCUACAAAAUCUGAAUAUGAUUUAGAUGAUAUAGUAAAUAUAACUUUCGAUUCCAAAUCAGGACUUGAUAACAUUUUAAAAAACAGUAAGGCCCAAAGUCACCGCAAUACCUUUAACGAAAAUGUUGAUGAGAAUAGCAAUAAAUUUAACUUUAAACCAACAACUAAAACAGACAAAGAUCCCAUGGCUUUUUUUAGAUUAGAAAAUAAGGAAGUGGAUCCCUAUGUCAAGAGUGACGAUUCUAAUUACAGAGCUGUUCAAAAAUUAAGUGACCUCCUAAAUAAUUAUCAAAUGAAUGCAAACUCCGAAGACUUGGGUUUGGAUGAUGACAAAAAGGAAUUAUUAUUUGACAUUCUUGUGUCGCAGUUAAAAACAUUGUGCUGUAAGAAAAGUAAACCUUUAGCUCGUAAUAUUAUGUACAAAUAUAUGCCAGAAGCCACACAGAAAAUGUCUCACGAAUACAUAUUUUUAAUAGUUAAUGACGAAAUAAAAAAUAAUGGCAGUGACGAACUUAUGUCUGUGGACCCUAACAGUCUUGACAAAAACAGCAGCGUAUUAUUAUUGGGGCCUAUUACAACACCACUAACAGAUAGCCAACUUAAAACAGUAGACAAUCCAUUUUUAUAAUUUUGAACGAUUUCUUAUUACUUAAAAGUACUUACGUAGUACCUAAAUGGAACGAAGAAAUAAGUAGCUCUGGCAAUCCCCGCAACGGCAUGUAGUUCGCACUAGAUAUGUAUAAAUAAGAAUUUAUCAUUGCACCUUCCUGGAAUCAAUUGAAAUACAUCAAAUUCAAUUAAAAACAGUUUAGAAUUCUAUUAAUCGUAUAUCUAAAGAAUUAUCCCAACCAGAAUAUCUUCCGCUUUUGCAACUACUAUCAAACGGGACACUGAGCG
This is a messenger RNA of Achroia grisella, 1117 nucleotides long. RefSeq lists its product as uncharacterized. The coding region runs from base 48 to 848 and encodes 266 amino acids. The transcript is spliced from 4 exons. NCBI's taxonomy places the organism in Eukaryota, Metazoa, Arthropoda, Insecta, Lepidoptera, Pyralidae. The record is from RefSeq and is a predicted model, not a curated record.